GGUGAUAAAAACGACACCGUUUUGAAAUCCAAUUCGGUACAGCAAAGACGACGUCGUAUGCCAGCACCACUCCAUCUUCUUCCUCUCUCUCCUUCAUUCUUCCUUCAAUCUAACGCAGUUACUCAAAACCUAGAACAACACACAGGGAAAAUCAAGAUUAUUGAUCAAGAGGGUAUAGGUUUAAUUUAACACAUGCAAACGGAGGCCAGGGUUAGUGUCAUGAUGGAGGGAGGGCAAAGAGCUCUCAGUUCUGCUCAUGGUGGGGUGGUUUCUGUUGAGGGAGGUACCAGAAAUUUCGCUCCUAAAAAACAACAGUCCCUUCAACAAUCGCAGAUUGGGACGGUGUCGCAGCUUCUCUCUGGAGGUGUUGCCGGUGCUUUUAGUAAGACCUGUACCGCGCCACUUGCCCGCCUUACCAUUCUAUUUCAGGUGCAAGGGAUGCACUCUGAUGUAGCAUUGCUGAAAAAAGCCAGCAUUUGGCAUGAGGCUUCACGAAUUAUUCACGAAGAAGGAGUAAGAGCUUUCUGGAAAGGGAAUCUUGUUACAAUUGCUCAUCGUCUACCUUAUUCCUCUAUCAAUUUCUAUGCAUAUGAACACUACAAAAAGUUACUUCACAUGGUACCAGGUCUUGACCGUCGUAGGGAUCACAUGAGUGCAGACCUUUUAGUUCACUUCCUGGGUGGUGGCUUGGCAGGAAUUACAGCAGCAUCAAGUACAUAUCCGCUGGACCUUGUAAGGACUCGCCUUGCUGCUCAGACAAACGUGAUCUAUUACAAAGGUAUUUUGCAUACUCUGAGAACAAUUUGUAGAGACGAGGGUUUUCUAGGUCUUUACAAGGGACUUGGAGCAACAUUACUGGGUGUUGGUCCCAACAUAGCUAUCAGCUUUUCUGUGUAUGAAAGCUUGAGGUCUUUCUGGCAGUCUCGUAGGCCUCAUGAUUCUACGGUAUUGGUUAGUCUGACCUGUGGCAGUCUAUCAGGCAUUGCAUCCUCUACAGAGAAACAGGCUGUGGUGCAGGCUCUGCACCAAAGUAUUUAACCAGACUGACCCUAGAGACGUCUCACCAGACAGGAGUUGUGUUUUGUAUGGCAUUAUGAAAAUUUUAGUAAGGGAGUUGAUAAAAAUAAUUCCAUAUUACCACCUUAAAUUUUUAUUAUCAUAAGUUCAAAGAAUUCUUCCUAAAAUUGGUUUUUGUAAAGCUUUACGGUGGGGUUUAAAGGAGGUCGGCACUGUUAAUCAUAUACCUAUACUAGAAUAUCAUUUUCAGGUGUGAGAGGUGCCCCGUUUGAGGUAUGCUUGUCACUUGGGCUCUCUUUUACAUUUGUUACUGAUUUGUCAAUCCUUGAAGCCUAAGUAGUACAUCGUCUUUGAUGUCUUUGCCUUGGUCGAUUAUUAUGUGUAUGAACCUAGAACCAUUCUGUCUAUGCCUGAGUUAUCUUGUGGAAACUUGGGGUUGAUGAUGCAAACAUGCCAGCAUAAUCGUGCAUUUUGGUCCAUUACUAAUUUGAAAGUGCUCUGUGAAUAGGUCCAAAAUUGAGCAUUUCAAAGUGGUUAAACUACCGAGAUUAGUAUACAACCUUUUCUUUUGUAUUAAACAAUAAUUGAACACCAGUGGGUUAGAAACUUAGAAUCGUAGUUUCAGAGUACCUGGCUUUAAUGUCUGCAUACUUCAUUUUGCUUUCCAGCAGCUUUUCUCUGUUUGUGUGAAAUUUGCUGAAAUGCGAUUGUUGCCGAUUUCAACUUCGUGCCACUGAUGUGUAGUUGUUACUCUAUGAAGUGAAAUUGAAGGUCAUCUCUAACUGCCUACUUAACUGUUGAGCUUGGUUUAUAUUAUGUUACCACUAUAAUUUGCAGCAACCUUCCCCUUGGAUCUCGUGAGGAGGCGAAAGCAGUUGGAAGGAGCCGGUGGGCGAGCUCGAGUGUACACAACAGGCCUUGUCGGUGUAUUCAGACACAUAUUGAGAACGGAAGGCUUCCGUGGUUUCUAUAGAGGGAUUUUGCCCGAAUACUAUAAGGUCGUUCCUGGAGUGGGAAUUUGCUUCAUGACCUAUGAGACGCUGAAGAGCCUAUUAGCAGAUGCAAAUUCAAGAUUGUAGUUGAAGAAAAGGUUCUGCCGAUGGAAAUGAGAUUUUGUGGCAAAUAACAAAGAGAAUUUGUUGGUGGGAAAUCCUCAAAUAGUUUUGUACUUUCAGAUUGUAAGAUGUAACAUUUUUCCAUGUAUAGAUAUGUAGAGGUUCUUCAAAAAUAUACAAUAUGUAGCGAAAAGGAAAGGGUUCUUUUUUUUUUUUUUCUUUUUUUUCUUUUUUUUCUUUUUUGGUACUUUUGUUUGGAAAGGUUGGGCACAGGCGCCCAUAGUUGGUCCACAUUGUGAAGCAAGGCAUUGCCACAAUGAAAGAGGUAUUUUUUCUGUUUACUUAACCUUAAAGAUAGAGCAAAUGAUUUGUAUUGAACCAUUUUCUGCUGUGAUUUGGUAUGAAUACUCACGUCUUAGUUUAUUUAUAUGAUAUUUUUAAGAUUCUUAA
Molecule: messenger RNA, 2522 nt
Organism: Cucumis sativus (cucumber)
Lineage: Eukaryota; Viridiplantae; Streptophyta; Magnoliopsida; Cucurbitales; Cucurbitaceae
Product: mitochondrial substrate carrier family protein B
Exons: 8
Coding region: 193-1038 (281 amino acids)
Biological process (GO): transmembrane transport
Source: RefSeq, a predicted model, not a curated record